AUGACCAAGACCAGGAAUCAACUGCUCCUGGAAGAAACACCGCUGAGUAAAGUCCUGCCAGAGGAUACCGGCUCUUUGCCGUCAUCGUGAGAGCCGGUGGGAUGUAAAACACCGUUAUCGUUAGCUGGUGGUGAUGAAGGCAGGUUGUCGGACAUUAACUAAACUAACGUCUUUCUGUCAGUUGUCUUUUCCGUUGUGUCUCUUAACGAGUCAUUUACUAACCGUCAGCUACCAGGUUAGCUCUCCGCUGUAGCUAGAUAGAUUAUUACCAUGUUUUUAUCGCAUUUGGAGCUGUGGAGAACAUACUGGGAGUGUGUUUCCAGACCUUACACGGUGUUCAUCUGCUCCCUCACGGCAGCACUGUACUAUCUAUGGGGCCGCAAGUGUCAGACACCAGCUUUAGUUUGUAGUGAGGCUUUCAGUGUGUUCCUCCACAAGCACUGUCCUGUGGUGGCUGAGCGCUUCAGUCCCACUCCGUGGUGCUGGGGAGGCCGUUUUCAAACCCUGGUCUGUGCCGUCCUCAAGUCCAGACCCCCCGUCGCCUAUCGCAAUGAGCUGAUCCGUACGGAUGAUGGUGGUCAGAUCUCGCUGGACUGGGUGGACAAUCAGGCCAGUGCGGCCUACCCAAAAUCCUCUACCCGCCCCACAAUCCUGAUCCUUCCAGGCCUGACAGGGAACAGCAAGCAGUCCUACGUGCUCCACGCCAUCAGCCAGGCCACCCGCCGCGGCUACAGGUGUGUGGUCUUCAACAACAGGGGGGUUGCAGGGGAAGAGUUGUUGACGCCUGUCACCUACUGCGCAGCCAACACCUCAGAUCUUGAGCAUGUAGUGCAACAUGUCAAAGGACUCUACCCACAUGCCCCUGUGCUUGGUGCUGGUGUGUCUAUGGGAGGCAUGUUGUUGUUAAACUACCUGGGCCGUAAGCGCACAGAGUCGGGGAUGGUGGCGGGGUUCACCAUCUCUGUCCCCUGGGAUGCGCAGAAAUCCUCCGAUUCUAUGGAAGAACCACUCAACUGGCUGCUCUUCAACAAAUACCUCACAAGUGGCCUGUGUCGUGCUGUCACCAGGCACAGGAAGAUUCUUGAGAAAGUAGUGGAUGUUGACUAUGUCCUGAAGGCACAGACGAUCCGUGAGUUUGACGAACGCUUCACCACUUUGCUUUUUGGUUAUAAAUCUUGUACGGACUAUUACCGCGAUGCCAGCCCGGACAAAAAGCUCCCCAACACAGCGGUACCCAUCCUGUGUCUCAACGCUGCUGAUGACCCCUUCUCUCCCCAAAACGCCUUCCCGUUGACCAUAGUCCGGAGCCUGCCUAACGUCGCCCUGUUGUUGACGGCUCACGGUGGACACAUCGCCUUCCUGCAGGGUUUGUUUCCCCGCGGUGAGAGCUACAUGGAGCGCCUGUUCGGCCAGUUUGUCCAAGCAGUCUUUGAACACCCGAGCGACAUCAACAAAGCCUGUGGCAUCGAGGAGGAGCAGAGGAGCUGAUCCUUUUGUACUCUGAACCUCACUGAAGAACAGACUCACGGCCUGCUGUGAAUGAGUAUGAAGUCACUUGCAUAAUAACAGUAGAACAAUUCACACACACACAAAAAAGAAAGUAUUGCUUAGCUCUGCGUGCUGUCAUGCUACCACACAAAUGUUGCGCAUCCUUUGUCUACGCACCGAGAGUGACCAGCUGUAUUGUACAAUCAUUAUGACCUCACUGCAACUCUGCCGAUCUACCUCCUCAUUGUCUCAGGUUUACUGUCAAUGAACAAUCCAAGAAGGUUCGAAACAAGUGGACAGCUCUGAAGUCGAGCUGUGGAUGCUUUUUUUCAUUAAAGAAAUCUCGCAGCCAACUAAUAAGCUGAUGCCUAAUAUUGCUGUCAUAUUGUUUCACUCUCCUGCCGCCCCACCUUCACACAGAGCACUGUAGUGUGUAUUGAAAACAAAAUGAAAAGAAAAUGAAUCCUUGUUGGAAAAUGAGUUCUUGGAUUUUAGGCUAUUUAAUGUUAUUUAAUUAGAAAUGAAUUAAAUAUGUAAAUUAGAAGAGUAAUAUUGUACUGUUACUUUUUCCUCUUGUCUCCUUUGCGUCUUUGGUUUUGUAAGACUUGUUUUUCUUGAAGUGUGAGAAGCCUUAAAGGAUUUAUUACACUGCCCCAUGUUUUUCCCCCCUGCAUGCAUUCUUUACAUCCAGUUUUUCAAUGCACCACCAGACCACACUAGAGGAAAUCCUGUUCACUUGUUAGAGCUGUCAAUCUCCACCUGGAAACACUCACACAGCAGGAAUAUACUGUACACAUCUGCCAUGAAGAAAAGACUUAUGCAAUUGUAAGAUCUAGGUUUAUCAGCUAUGUAAUUAAAAAAAAAACUAGAUCAGUGAAAUGUAAAACUAAAUGUCAAAGUAUUGUAUGCUUGUAUAGGCUUUUGCAAUAUGCUUGGUUGCUAUGUAAAUCAUGCAGCACAUCAGAGGUAAAUGAGCUGACACUGUAAAGCUCAGUGUGGCACUUAUUACCUAGAUAUUUUUACCUGCUGUCAAUAAUAUAAAUAUCUGGUGGUUCUGAAUUUA
This is a messenger RNA of Seriola dumerili (greater amberjack), 2551 nucleotides long. Its product is annotated as phospholipase ABHD3-like. Gene Ontology annotation, molecular function: acetylesterase activity; monoacylglycerol lipase activity. The record is from RefSeq and is a predicted model, not a curated record. The transcript has 9 exons. The coding region runs from base 271 to 1488 and encodes 405 amino acids. NCBI's taxonomy places the organism in Eukaryota, Metazoa, Chordata, Actinopteri, Carangiformes, Carangidae. Gene Ontology annotation, biological process: medium-chain fatty acid biosynthetic process; medium-chain fatty acid catabolic process.